CCAUCAUGUAUUGGGAGUUGGUACAUAUGAUCCUAUAUAUAUAGAUACAUGUAGAGAGAGUAUUAUCAGGCAAGAAAGUCAAGCAUGGCUGCUGGGGAAGGAGUGAAGUUGAUAGGGUACUGGGCUAGCCCUUAUGCCCUGAGGGUCGAGUGGGCUCUGAAACUGAAAGGAAUCGAGUACGAGUACGUUGACGAGGAUCUUUCGAACAAGAGUGCCCUCUUGUUGCAGUGCAAUCCCGUGCAUAAAAAGAUUCCCGUGCUCGUGCACGAUGGAAAACCGGUGGCGGAAUCGCUUGUGAUUAUCGAGUACGUCGAUGAGGUGUGGAAGGAGAAAUACCCGCUGCUCCCUCGAGAUCCCUGUGAAAGAGCCAAGGCACGUUUCUGGGCCAAAUUUGCUGAUGAAAAGUGCGCGCCAGCAUUGUUUGCUACAUUCUACAAGCAAGGAGAAGAGCAAGAGAAAUUUGCAAAAGAAACUCAAGAGCAUCUCAAGACUCUAGAGAGUGGACUUGAGGGGAAACCCUUCUUUGGAGGAGAAACCAUAGGCUUUGUGGACAUAUCAGUUGCUUGGAUUGUGGUGUGGGCUCAAAUUACUGGAGAAAUUGUGAACAUAAAGCUGGUAGAUGAAGAGUGCUUGCCUUUGCUUUUUGUUUGGUUCCAACAAGUCCUUGAAAAUCCAAGUAUCAAAGAUUGUUUGCCGCCUAGAGAGAAAUUGUUGGAGCAUAACAGGGGUUUCCACAAGAUGUACGUGUUAAGGGCUGCUUCAACUUGACAAGCCUUUUCUUUUGCCAAGACGAUAGAAUGUUAGUAUGUUAGUUAAGCUAGAUUAUUGUACGAUGUGUCAAUGUUGUUCCAUAUGUUCGAACUCAGGUCAUCCCAUCUCCUAAGUACUUGUACACGACCAAUAUGAGCUAGAAGUCCUGGUCAACUGGACAAAGUUUAUGGCUCUUUUAUGGGUCCUGUUGGUAGUUCCUCAAUACUCCCAGAGUACCACGUGAAACCAUGUGGCAUUGUUCACGUCGUACUCCGGAAAGUCAAAUAGUGGUAAGCUCAUUUUGUGGGACAUGAUGAGACACUUUUAUUACGUGAGUGAAAAAUAAGACGUGACUCAUAUUACAUAUGUUGUAUUUUGUAUUUGUCGGGAGCUCCACGUGACGAUAUCACAUUGUACUCAGGGACUACCUUAUUAUCUUUAAUUUCCUGUAUUAA
Molecule: messenger RNA, 1205 nt
Organism: Rhododendron vialii
Lineage: Eukaryota; Viridiplantae; Streptophyta; Magnoliopsida; Ericales; Ericaceae
Product: glutathione transferase GST 23-like
Exons: 2
Coding region: 85-768 (227 amino acids)
Biological process (GO): glutathione metabolic process
Cellular component (GO): cytoplasm
Molecular function (GO): glutathione transferase activity
Source: RefSeq, a predicted model, not a curated record